AUGGUGUGGCCGAACUUGAGGACACAGUUCGCCGUCUCGAGUUUCAUCUGUCCCAAGUGCAACGCAGGAUUCCGAAGGAUGUGGGACCUGAUUAGGCACAAGUGUGGCCAGAUACCUAGAUACGCGUGUCCCUAUUGCCAUAAGAAGGACAACUCAUCCUCGAACGUUUACAGGCACAUUAGGCGGUGGCAUCCUAAGCUGCCAGUCGUGUGGGACAUCUCGUCUUUUUCGAAGAUCAACUCGAACGAGUGCGAGCAGUGCGGCGAAAUGUUUGCUAAGCUCGGAGACUUGAUCUACCACACGCAGAACACGUGCUGUUAUCAGAAACACAGGAUUCUUCCCCCGAACCCCGAUGGUUAUAACGCCCCCAGCAGCUUGGACUGCGUUCAGUGCGGAAAGACGUUCAAAAGGCUUAAAGAUGUCAAUUAUCACAUUCGCCAUUUGUGCGGGAUCCGUGGGAUACAGUGCCCGUAUUGCAAAAAGUGUUACACGUACACCUCCAACGUCAAGUAUCACAUAAACCGUUAUCACAAAGGGAAGAAGGUUUACUACAAUAAAAUCUACACUUCUAACGCUCGCGCUGUCGAUCAUGACUAUCGGAGAUACAAGCGCAAGUGGAACGAACAGGACUUUCUUAACUACCCGAGGGACAUGAAAAGCCUCACAAACAGUUACAGAUAUCACCCGAACGAGCGUAAAAGGUUCGAGUGUCUCGACUGUGGAUGUCGUUUCACCCAGAAGACCACCAUAACCAGGCACUUGCGUUACUUUUGCGGUCAGGGGCAUCGUUAUCAGUGCCCUUACUGCGAAAUGAGAGCCUCGUGCUCGUCCAAUAUUUACAGACACGUGAGGUCGCGCCACGCCGGGCAUAAGGCGCACGCCAUCAAGCUCUUCGACCAGGUUAAUUCCCGUUAUUGCCAGACCGUUCCCAGGCAGCGACGGAAAGUGUACUCCGUGAACAAGAGUCACUAUUGCCCACGCUGCAACCGCGGCUUCACGCUAAAGAAAAACAUGACACGGCAUCUGCGCCACGAGUGCGGCAUGGCUCCGAAAUACCAGUGCCCUUACUGCGAGAAGCCCUCCAAGUUUACCCAGAAUAUUUACGCCCACAUCAGGAAGUACCAUCCUGGCCAAGUUUUGUGCUUCAAACGACUCUAUUGA
Messenger RNA from Hylaeus anthracinus, 1161 nucleotides. RefSeq names its product zinc finger protein 271-like. The coding region runs from base 1 to 1161 and encodes 386 amino acids. NCBI's taxonomy places the organism in Eukaryota, Metazoa, Arthropoda, Insecta, Hymenoptera, Colletidae. Gene Ontology annotation, biological process: regulation of transcription by RNA polymerase II. The transcript has 4 exons. The record is from RefSeq and is a predicted model, not a curated record. Gene Ontology annotation, molecular function: RNA polymerase II transcription regulatory region sequence-specific DNA binding; DNA-binding transcription factor activity, RNA polymerase II-specific. Gene Ontology annotation, cellular component: nucleus.